UUUCCCUUCCUGAAUUAGGAAUCCUACCAACUUACAAUUUCAUAGCAGAUUGACACCCCUAAAAAUACAUCUCUCUGGACCUCUCUCGAUGCAUAUCAUAGAGUUAGUUUUCUUCUGAAUUUCUUCUUUCCAUGGCUGAAAAAACCCAGGCAACAUCAUCAGCAGCAUUGUCAAUGGAGGAGAGAAGUGAACGUCGCAGCCCACCAUUGCCCAAGGUAGCACCUUGGCUUGUAAUUCCGUAUGGAAAAGAUAGGAAAAAUCAAGCUUUCUAUAACCUAUGCGACCCCGAUAAAAGAACUUGUCGAAAACUUAUUCCAGAGUUGAGUGGCAAAUCUAUUUUUCAAAAACCUUGCCAUCAUGGCUGGUUGGUUAUUCUAUGUGAUUUUAAUGAAAUUGAUUACUCUCCAAAUUGGGUUUUUGCGGAUUGUUUUCUGUGGAAUCCUGCAACAUUAGAUACCAUACAGUUACCAAACAUACACUCUUCGGGUUACACAUACGAUGAGUACAAGUUAGUAGAUUGCGUUUUGUCCUUGCCUCCUACUAAUCCUUCUGAUGGCAAUGAGACGAUGGUUUUCUGUGUGUAUGAGCGGCUCGACGAUGAGUGCGAAUAUGUCUUUUUAUUUUGCCGCCCUGGAGAAAAACAAUGGAGAACACAUAAGUUUACUAGAGAACAUAAGAUGGAUUUUAAUUUUAUCUGGUCACUUAACUACCUUAAAGGAAAUUUGUAUGCUAUGAGUUAUUCCAGAGUUUGUCACUUCAAGGUCGAAAUAGAACAAAUUGAUGGCGACAAUGUUAACCUCUGUUUAAGGCAAAUUGAGACAAGUUAUCCCACCGGUUCUCCAUUGAUAGGAGGAAGUAACACCAACGUUGGAACAAUAUAUGUGCAAACGUGUGAUGAACUCUACAGAAUUGAUUUAUAUAUGGCCCACCAAGGUAAAGAAUUUAUUUCAAUUGGCAUUCUGAGGUUGGAUUUUUCUACAAUGGGGUGGAAGGAGGUAUAUAGUCUGGGUGAUACUGUUCUCUUUUAUAGCAAAAACACAACAGCUUGUUGCUCGGCAGCUGAGUUGGGUCUUACAAAAGGUUGUUUGUAUUACACACUGGCCCAGGAUCAAAGCUUGUACAAAUAUGAACUGGAAGGUACUGGUACGAUAAUUUUGCCGUGUCUAAAGCUGCCGAUACCAUGGUUUUGCUCAUAUUGGCUUAUGAUGCCUCCAACUUUCAGGGUUGGCGACGGACAAGAAAGAACUAAGUUUAUGUUACGUAAACGUGAAAAAGAUUAUAUCGUGAACCUCAGAGUAAAAACAACUAUUUCAUCAACAAACAAUGACGAGGAGAAUCCAGAGGACGUAAACAACAGUGGGGAAGUAAAACAACAAGCACCUUGGAAUAUUCUUAAUAAGGACUGCCUACACAUGAUAGCAAGUUAUCUCCAUCCAAUUGAUUACAAACUUCUUCGAUCGGUGUGUAAAGCAAAUCGAUCAAGUUUAGCCCUAGGAAAACAGAUAUCAACAUCUAAAAGGAUCAUAAGCAACGCAUGUGUGUCUCCAUGGCUAAUAUUUUCUAUCACGAAUGACUGCGCUGUUUACAGUUUAGUUGACCCGAUUAAUAAUAAUGAUAACUAUAUUAUGGACCGACCCUUGCUAAGAGGAGCUAUAGUUCGUUUCCAAAAGGGUGGUUGGCUACUUAUGUCGAAAGGUGCUCACGAAUUAUUUUUUCACAACCCUUUUACAAAGGAGACCAUUCAACUUCCAGACUUCCCAGAGUACUAUGGACUGUCCAACAUCUUAUUCUCUUCAUUACCGACUUGUUCUGACUGUGUAGUUUUCGGUGUUGGAGAAAGCAAUGAAAGAGAAGGUGGCAUCAAAGUCUACAUGAUCGCAAGGGGGGAAAAGUCUUGGAGGUAUCAAGACUUCUGUAAUAUUGAUACAGACGAGUACUACAUGCCAUUAGUCAACACUCCAGUUUUGUACAAGGGGAUUUUUUACUGUGUAGAUUAUAAUGGAGUUUUGGGAGAAUUUAGUUUAGAGGGAGGAAUCAGUUGGAGUUACAAAGUUCUUCAUAAGCCUUACAGAACAUUUAAUCGUGCAUAUCCUAGUUUUCUAGUGGAGUGUGGCGGAGAUCUUUUACUAGUGAGAUUAGGACGCAUUGGAACGUUCUUAAAACUAUUCAAGUUGGAUUUUUCCCGGAUGGAAUGGGUCAGAGUAAAGACAUUGGGUAAAUAUACGUUGUUUAUCAGCUAUACAUCAUGUGUUUCAAAAAUGGCUCAGUGUACUAGCAUGGAGAACAGAAUAUAUUUCCCUAGAUUGUCCUUGCAUGGGGAAGGAGUUUUAUUCUAUUCAUUUGAUACGGGUUGUUAUCAUUCUAUGGGAAACCAAAAUUCUUCCGAAAAUUUCAGUGAUACGAAAGGAUGGUCAUCAUGGUCUUGGAUUGAACCUAAUUGGUCAAGGUCGACUAUUCAGGAGCUCGAUUGGUUUACAAAACUUUCGUAGUAUUUACUAGUUAAAACUUAUAUUAUUUUGGUUUUUGCAAGUUUGAAUCCCAUGUGUUUGCUUACGAAUGUCUCUGGCCACCGGUAUAAAUGAUUAAAUAUAAAGCGGUUAGAUUAUGGUUGCUUCUUGCAUUUUCAAAUUAAUUAUUAUAUGAACUUCUCAGGAACACUUGGUGGAAAUCUAAGGAAGACGAUGUUGGAAAUUUGGGCUAAAAAUAGAGGGUGAAGAAAACAUAGAACGAAAAGAAUGUUGUAUCACCGGAGGUUCAAGGCCUUGCGAUUUUUUUGAGCAAUUAUUUCGACCAUUCCCAAAUAAUUAGCGAGUACAACUGGUCAG
Molecule: messenger RNA, 2825 nt
Organism: Papaver somniferum (opium poppy)
Lineage: Eukaryota; Viridiplantae; Streptophyta; Magnoliopsida; Ranunculales; Papaveraceae
Exons: 2
Coding region: 132-2489 (785 amino acids)
Source: RefSeq, a predicted model, not a curated record